This is a messenger RNA of Styela clava, 1995 nucleotides long. Lineage: Eukaryota; Metazoa; Chordata; Ascidiacea; Stolidobranchia; Styelidae. The record is from RefSeq and is a predicted model, not a curated record.
AUGAGUUCUCUUGCCUGGACGGAACUAUAUGCAUUCCAUGGUCUCGGUUUUGCGACGGAUAUCCUGAUUGCAGAGAUGGCAGUGAUGAAUUUGUUUACAGAGAUCAAAACCAAAGAGGAGGCAUCGAAUGUGAUGCAAAUGAUAAACGUGAUAGUAAUAAAAAAUGUUUACUGCCAUCUAAAUAUAUUUGUGAUGGAAGAUCUCACUGUACUGAUGGAUUUUACUGUUAACAUACACAUCACUACUAACUGGCAUUAUUACUGUUUUAUUUUAUAUUCAGGGGUGGACGAGUGUCUGUGCAAUAACACCAGGGAAAAAAAAGAAUUGUUAAACGAAAAAUGUUUUCACUGUCUCAAUCAUCCGACCAUCAUAAAGUUCGGUAAAGUGUGCGAUGGUAUUUUCCAUUGUCCCGAUUUAUCUGAUGAAUGCAUAUGUAGAAAACGAGGCCCACCACCUGAAUUAUGCAAUUACGUAGACUGGGGUCAAAACCAAUCUCCAUCGCCGCAAUGGAAAUGCAGCACAGGCGACAAUUCGCAUGAGUUUAUUACUUCAACGAAAAUUUGUAACGGAAUCGUCGACUGCAAAGAUUCGUCGGACGAAACAAAUUGUGAAAACAAUUGUUCAGGUUCAAUAGUGGCUGAUGGAGAAUUGAAGACUUGCAAGGCAGAUUAUCAGUGUCCGGGUUCAGUAUUACGAGGAGUGAAGUGUGAUGGAGUCAUUGAUUGUAAAUACGCAUUAAAAGAAGAAUGUAGGGAUUGUGCAAAUAAACCAGCAUUUUGCUCUCGACUUAGAAAUUAUGGGGACAGGUAUGAAUGUAAUGACGAAAUACGGAUCGAUUCCAAUAAAAUUUGCAAUGGAGUUAAAGAUUGCUCUGAUGGGGAAGAUGAACAAAAUUGUCCAAAUAGGUUUCACUGCAAUUCAGGAUUUCCAUUGCAUGUAUUCAAUAGGACGGUGUGCAACAAACAAAAGGAUUGCGAAGAUUUAAGCGAUGAGAUGCAUUGUAGUAAUGAAACACAUUUUUACUGCAAUGAUGGAGGAGAACCAAAAUUCAUUGCAAAAAAACAGGUUUGCGAUGGAAGCGAAGACUGCACAAGCAGUCUUGAUGAAUGUCUUGACAGAUGUAUUUCUAGUGCAUUCUCCAAUGUUAAUUUAAUGAUCAGUAACGAACACUUUGUUUCAUUUACAUGGAUGAUCAGUUUGUUUGCUGUUAUUGGAAAUUUAUUCGUGUCAAGUAGAUCGAUUCGUAACAUCUUCUUUUCUAAACAACAACUUUUAAAACAUGAAUUAAUCAUUAAAUAUUUGAUAUUUAACUUAUCACUCUCGGACUUACUUGUAGCGUUAUACACAUUGGCCAUUUGUAUAAAGAAUGCAACAAUAACAAAGGAUUAUUGUAAAACGGAUAGGCAGUGGCGAAGUGGAUUCACAUGUUCCGCUCUUGGAACUUUGCUUUUGAUUGGAUCAGAAAAUUCAGUAAUUACUCUAACCAUUAUUACAGGAUUUCGAAUGAAAACUGUAUUGAGGCCUUUCGCAAAAGAAACAUCAAUGAAAAUGAUCGCAUGUCUGUUGACACUUUCAUGGGUAGUUUCCAUUGUGUUGGGACUUAUCCCAUUCUUCAAUCAGGACUUUUUCAUCGACAGCAUUUGGUACGACAGACAUCCAUUGUAUUCAACUAUUAAUAAAAAGGAUGUUGUAAAUCUGUCUCGUUCACUUCUAACGAAACAGAGAUUCGAAGAUGAUCCUGCUAUAGAAGAAAAACUUGGAACAUGGUCGUUGCUAGAAUCACUAAUCAGCGAUUUAAAUUCGACGUACAAGGUCGAACGUAGGUUUGGAUAUUACUCCACUCACGGAGUUUGCCUUCCCACUUUGUUCCCGAACCCUAAUACUGAUACUGCUUGGUUGUAUUCGCUGUUCAUCCUACUCGUAAACUUCCUGGCAUUCAUCUUCAUUUUUAUCGGUUACGUCAAGAUAUACAGUGAGAUGAAUGAAUCGACUUGA